UUAGACAUUGAUGUCAUGUGACCGUAAUUAGUAGGCACAAAAUCAAUGAAAACAAGAAAAAUAAAAAGACAUUCUAAAGUCAAAGGAGCUAAGUUGUAGAGGUUCACACAAUGGCUAUGGCAGCGUUGGCUAAAGUGUUUGGUAGUGGUAAGAAGGGAGAGGCUCCCUCCCCUCAAGUGGCCAUACAGAAACUGAGGGAGACAGAGGAAAUGUUGACCAAGAAAACAGAUUUUCUAGAGAAGAAGAUACAAACAGAGCAAGCUCUUGCCAAAAAGCACGGCAUGAAAAAUAAGAGAGCUGCUCUGAUGGCUUUGAAAAGAAAGAAGAGACUUGAGAAGCAACUGGGGCAGAUUGACGGUACCCUCUCCACAAUUGAGUUCCAACGGGAAGCCCUUGAGAACGCACAGACGAACACGGAGGUGCUUAAGAAUAUGAGCUUUGCUGCCAAGGCUAUGAAGGCGGCACAUCAACACUUGGAUGUUGAUGAUAUUCACGACAUGAUGGACGAUAUCACAGAACAAAACGAGAUUGCUGACGAGAUAUCUAAUGUACUCGCGCAACCAAUUGGAUUUGCUGGUGAAAUUGACGAUGACGACCUGUUAGCUGAGCUAGAGGAAAUGGAACAAGAAGAACUGGAGGAAGGCCUCCUGGAGGUAGGGGAACCGACUCAUGUCAUCUCAGAUGAUCCUCUUGAUCUACCUGAAGUCCCUACUGCUGCUCCACGGACUAAGAAAGUGGUCCAGGAGGAAGACGAUGAUCUUAGAGAACUGGCAGCAUGGGCCUCAUAGGACACUGAACACAAGCACAUGCUCGUAUAGAAAUUGUUUUUAAUGUCAAACUGUGAUUGCAUGCAUUAUUGUAUUCAAGUGUCGAUCAGUUGUUUUAUAACUCUGUCAAAUAAUUAUUGAGUGUGUAUAAAUAAAUAAUUAUUAGAUUAUUAUAAUUAUAUUCAAUCUCUUUGAAAAAUAAAUUAAUUUCGAUCA
Halichondria panicea is the source of this 983-nucleotide messenger RNA. RefSeq names its product charged multivesicular body protein 4b-like. The transcript is spliced from 5 exons. Gene Ontology annotation, biological process: late endosome to vacuole transport via multivesicular body sorting pathway; vesicle budding from membrane. The record is from RefSeq and is a predicted model, not a curated record. NCBI's taxonomy places the organism in Eukaryota, Metazoa, Porifera, Demospongiae, Suberitida, Halichondriidae. Gene Ontology annotation, cellular component: multivesicular body; ESCRT III complex; cytoplasmic side of plasma membrane. Bases 111 to 788 code for a protein of 225 amino acids.